Prorocentrum cordatum is the source of this 1396-nucleotide messenger RNA. NCBI's taxonomy places the organism in Eukaryota, Dinophyceae, Prorocentrales, Prorocentraceae. The record is from the annotation of a GenBank genome assembly.
GUGUUGUGUUUUUUUGAUUCCUGAACGCCUUGAGGACUGCAACGCGCUGGACUCGAAGCAGGGGAAGCGUUCCCACACGCCCAGACAAGUCUUGGAGGAGGUCCGGGCCAUGCGGAACUUGCCCCGCAAAGCCCGCACCGUACUGUUUGAGAUGGCCAAGCGUGACAGAGAUGUGGACCGAAUGUCGGCCGCCAUCGCCUUCGCGGAAGGCAAGGUGUCCUUUGGCGCUGGGAUAAAGAGCAUCGUCUACAUGGACAAUGUCGCAGAAUCUGUUCGCUUUGCCAGGUUCGACAUGGUGACCAGCCUACUUGCGGAGUUUAAGAGCGAGGAUAUGUUCGGCGUGCGCAUCUCGGACGAUGACUGGAAGCUCUUCUUCGUUGGUGUCAUCGAGGCGAGCGCGCUCAAGACGAUGUCUGGUUUGAGCCUGAGUCCGAAGGCCGGCGACGCCGAUCACAAGAGCAUCAGGAACGGCAUUGGCGAGCUCCAUCAGGUCGCAGCGAUCGCCUUGAAGCACCCCGACCUGCUCGACAGCGAAUCGAUUACUGACCUGAACUCCUUGGAGGCUUCCACGUCGGUGAUCUCAUCCGAACUCGACGUUUCUGUGAACGAUGCUGACAGGGCAGCCGCGGUGAUCAUCGAAUUGGACAAUCAGAGGCGCCAGUUCAAAUGGGUGAAGACUGAGAUCGAAGAUGAGAUCAACAAGCUGACGGAGGAGCGAACGCAGACCGCCCCCUUUGAAAGCGCUGCCCAAGCCCUCGACGCCAUGUUCGCGGACCGGGGCGGGCACGAGUGCUACGCAGCCCAGCUGGAGCAGUCGAUCAUGUCGAUCAUGGAUCUCGUGAACGUCGAGGGCGCCAAGGAUGGGAACGCGAAGCUAUUCUUCAAGGUGGUCGGCAAGAUUUGCGCGAUGAGCGUCCAGAAAUCCGAGGAGGUAACAACCGCAAUGGUGGAUAUAAUGGACAGGGUACUCGAAGUCGAAGUUAGUAGUCGCAGUGAGGAGACCCCGACGAAGAUCAUCGACACCGCUAUGGUGACGAACCUUGCAUCGCGCAUUGGAGCGCCCAAUCUGAAGAUCACCCUGGCACGCGUUGUCCCAUUAAGCCCGCUGCAGGCCGAUAUGAAGAACGUGGAGGAGUUCAUCAACAGGUGGCAGGCGGCUUUGACGCAAGCGAAGGCAGCGCUGGCAGCAGCCAGCGGCGUGAGAGACGUUUGCAAGGCCAUCUACAACAACGCACCCGAGAUCGCAAAGAUCGUCGAGAAAUUCUCGGCCCUCAACCACCUGAAGGGCAAGUUCGAGGGUCAGAACCUGAGGAAUCGCAUCAACGCAUUCGAGGUCGCAUUCUCCAUCAAGGAUCAGGUGGAGCCGAUGCUUCAGAAGUCCUUGGGCACCUUGAAG